AAACAUUGUAUAAAUCUGGGGUAGAUCAGAUAGUUUUUGUUCGACUACUUUAUCUGCUAAAAAUAAGAUGGGGGUAGUUACGAACCCAGAGCUCUGCAAAAUGUAUAGACUCCUCUGUCAGGAAUAAAUUGGUUGGUUUUUAUACAUUGUUGUGAACGUAGUUCUUUCACGAAAACGAGCACGCUUGGAACCACGGGAGUAAUAAGAGAUUUUAAACACAGGUUCCUUCAAAUGGUGAGCCCGACGUGAUCCUGGAAGAACAUUAGAUAAAAAGACAGAGGAGCUGACAGGAAUUCAGUUGGACUGCAAAUCUCCCCGGUGCACCGAAAUAAAAAAGGUGAGCAGAAGCCUGUUUGAUUAUAUCACGAAUUCUGCACAUUGGAAAUGGCAAAAUUUGGGAGACUUGUGGUACAGUUGUUUUGUUGUCAAUAGUUAAUAGGACGUUGUGUUGUUAAAAUUGCAUAAUUAGAAAUCAGGGUAACGGAGGACCUGACGUCAGGGUAACAAGGUACCUGACAGACCAGGAUCAGAAAAAAUCCUGGGAGUACGGUAACAAGGUACCUACUUGUCCCGUCGUAGACUGACUUGGAACCGGACGCGGUUUCAAAUUGUAAUGUUUCGGUAGACGUUGGGGAUUUUGGGACCCCCAAAAACCGAUUUAGAAUAAGAUGAGUGUGCCACCAAAACUCGGGGUUGUGAAUUGGACAGUCGAGUGUAGAGGUAAUGAAUGUGAUAUGUAUCGGGGUGAUUACCAGAAGUCACUGGAGGAUUUGCGGAAUGAAAUAGAAAGUCAGUUGUUAGCGGGCAUUGAAAGGAAGAAGCAUAAAAAGAAAUGAGUAGAAUUUAGAAGUGUGUGGGCAAUGUGGAAAAAGGAAAAUAAGAUAGAAAGGCAGAAGUGUACAUUGUUUCAUGUAGCGGAUGAGUUUCGGAAGGAAGAAAGAGUAGUUAUUCAGAAGGGAAAAGAAAUGAAGGAGAAGUUGGAUGCUGCAGGGUGGAGAGAGAAAAGAGAUUUGAAUAAGAAAAUAGAAGAGAAUGAAAAAUUGAGGAGAAAAAAUUUAUGAGAUUUGUCUGGUGUGCCCUGCCAUGGCAGCUGUUCAGCGAAGAAAAAAAAAAAAAAAGAGCGACAAAUUCCCCCGCUGAAUACAAUUUACGGACCUUCCCGAAAACGGCCCCAGUGACGUCACUAUAACCGGCAUUGCCGGUCAAGGCAGCUGCUCAAAUGGCAGACCAAUUGUAGAGGGGAAAUAAAACUCCUAUCAAUUCCGCACAAGCCCACAUUCAAAAAGGUGGGUAAAUAUACAAAAAUUGUCUUUAAAAGAUUUUUAGUUUUUACAGAAAUGGCUGCCCGGACUGGCUGCUGUUGGUGUAAUUUGGAUCCAGGGGCUGAAAAAGUUGACGGACAACAUGAGCCUGGCGUGUGGUGACAUAGUGAGAUUGAUACGCGCCUGUUGCAUUUCGGUUCACCAGUCGGAUGAUAUUUUGACACGGUCGGGUCUGAAUAAUGUCAAACCUGAAAUUUUGUUUGCCCCUUUUGCUCCUAUAGUGUUUGCAGUCAUCCGUGACAUGUUCCCGUCCUCUUCCCCAACGGUGCCGAAGCUUCCGGACUUCAAACCUCUCAUGGAUCCCAGUUCUCACUUUGAAAAUUGCACAAGUAUUUGGACAGAUAAGACCGGGUCACAUCCCUCCCAUUUAAGGGAGGCAAAUGUUAUUUAUAGAAUAGCUUUACUUGACACCUUGGCGGUUGAAGUUGGGACUGAACUUAUUAAAGACCCUGACCUCAUGGAAGGGGAAGAUAGUUAUUUUAAUCGUCAUGUGUCACACCAUUUGAAACUUUUUGUCGACAGACAACACAAAUCAUCAGACGAGGUAAAAGACAUGCAGGAACAACUUUUGAAGUUGCAAUUAGCCCAGGCCCGUAAAUUGGCCACUGACAACAAACAAGAGGAAAAAAUGGACAGAAAAUUGGAAGCAGAAAAACAGAUGUGGAUGGCGCAGGGGUCAACGAGGAGACGAGACGGAAGUCGUGACAGAGGAUUCACCAAUGGGGGCAGGGGAGGCGGUCGCCGACCUCCACCUGACCAAGCAUGCUUCAAUUGUGGUCAGUAUGGACACUGGUAUCGCCAAUGUACUGUUUUCCCAAUGAUUCAACAGCAACCUUCAGUGGAACCCGGAGAGGCCACACCUCAAAGAGGAGGCUACAAAGCUCCACGAGGGAGAGGUGGACGUGGCCCGGCACCCUGGCAACAGCAUCCGCAGCAGGCUCCACCACAACAACAGCCAUUUCGCCAGUACUACUGUGAGGAGGACUGGUCCAAUUGGCAAUAGGGGGGCCCGGAGCCAGGGGACGGAGGAAAGGCAGAGCCUCUUAUCCCCGCUAAGGGAGGACGACCACCUUAAUGGGCUUUGCAGGGGUGCCCAUGAGUCUGCCGAUUACGACACCAUUAAAGACUGAAAUUGCUGGACAGACACAUGAACAUCGGUUUGUCCUCAUGAAAGGAGGGGCUACAGUGAACCUGAUGGGCAGAGAUCUGCUUAUCAAGACCAGGGCUACCAUCCUUUGUAGCCCGGAUGGACUGACGAUACGGUUCCCCGAUGGGACCAUGAUGAACUGUGGACAGAAGUUGUCCUCCGGAUGGAACAUGAUACAACAUGAACUUCCGGAAGCAACUGCUGACAUAUAUUGGGCCCGACUAAAACCGGAAACAAAGGAGGGAGGCAGCGUCUACUGGGCCUUCCUUCGGUGGAAGCCCUGGAUCGACUCUCUUGCCCCCUAUCGCCCUCCAAUUGAUCCCCUCCAUCUCACACUGUUUUAUGAUAAAAAUGACGAUUUGGUUUAUAGGGAAGCUUUUGAGUCGAUACAGGAAGAAAAUUGGAGGCUCAAUAGUACAGGUAAAACAGGAAAACAAGGUGUGGCGGCUGCCUCCACCAUGGCGACAGAGCAGAGUGAGUGGUUUAUGAUGAGCUUGACAUCUUUUUCCCGAGAACUGGGACCCAUGGUGAGAAAAUGCCAUUUGGCAAAUAAUUGGCAACAAGGUCAAAUACAAUGUGUUGUACUUUCCUAGUACUGAAUGUUUUUGUAUUCAG
Messenger RNA from Phyllopteryx taeniolatus (common seadragon), 3084 nucleotides. RefSeq lists its product as uncharacterized. The record is from RefSeq and is a predicted model, not a curated record. The transcript has 2 exons. NCBI's taxonomy places the organism in Eukaryota, Metazoa, Chordata, Actinopteri, Syngnathiformes, Syngnathidae. Gene Ontology annotation, molecular function: zinc ion binding; nucleic acid binding. Bases 1405 to 2325 code for a protein of 306 amino acids.